Trematomus bernacchii (emerald rockcod) is the source of this 10695-nucleotide messenger RNA. It is a transcript of the gene plce1, whose product is annotated as phospholipase C, epsilon 1. The transcript has 45 exons. Lineage: Eukaryota; Metazoa; Chordata; Actinopteri; Perciformes; Nototheniidae. Gene Ontology annotation, biological process: lipid metabolic process; small GTPase-mediated signal transduction; phosphatidylinositol-mediated signaling. The record is from RefSeq and is a predicted model, not a curated record. Gene Ontology annotation, molecular function: guanyl-nucleotide exchange factor activity; phosphatidylinositol-4,5-bisphosphate phospholipase C activity. Bases 338 to 7318 code for a protein of 2326 amino acids.
GCAUCAACUGUCUGUCCGAGAGAGUGAGGCAAACCAGUGCAGUCAGUGUGCACGAAAGUUAGCAGAACAUGCGUUGACUGCUCACUUGACUGCGGAGUUUACAUGGAUGCUAACUGGAUUUGACAACAUUGCUCGGGCCUACAAGUGGAUAACUAUGUCAGAGAUACAGAACCAACCAGGUCUAGUGCACAAAGGCACACACAUGGCCCCGUGAGCUGCGACUGUGAACCGCGCUAUCAAGGAAAAUCCUCGAUCCCCCAGGGUUACCUCCGAGGGUUCUCUAUCUGCCGAGCUGCAGCAAAACAAAGAAUAAGGUAGGACUCUGCAGGGAGACGCGAUGGCUACCGAAGAAAAUCAAGCCCAGCUUGGGUCUGUAGUCCUGGCUCAGCGUGCUUCACCUCCAUCCUCUGGCAGCAGACCGAACAGAGAAACCAGACAUGACAGUCAGGAAGUAUGGCGAUACUCUGACCAAUCGUGGAAUUCAAAACAGCGAAGCAGCCCUUCCCUCCUCUUUUAUCGGAAGUUGUCGUGUGACAGUGAGAAAGGGCCAAUUUUGGACAAGGAAUACGACUGUCUGGACUACAGCUCAAAACUCCAGCCGUCAGCUGGCAAGAGAAUUGAAGGAGUAACUAACACGGUUCCUCCGAUACCUGGGAACAGUUCAGAGGGAUCUCCGUGCCAGCUGGACACCUCUGGAGAGGGUGUGGAUGCGGCAGGAACAGAACUGGCAGAACGGGCUCCUGCCCCCUGUCUAGCCUCCACACAGGUCCAAAACAUCUAUUGUUGCCACAGCCCCAGAUCCAGUCCUAACCCCAGCUCCAGCCCCGUUCAGAGCCCUCGCCUCUGCCACAGCCCCUCGCAGCACCACCGGAGACACGUCCGCCGCAGCAGCCUGCCGGUGUCUAUGCUGGCAUUCAACAAGAUGUCACCCUACCUCUCAACCCGGUGCACUCCCUCCAGUGAACCCAGCUCUUUAGCGUCCUCACCUUGUAAUUCCCCCCUCCCCAAACACUGGCAGCAUCAUCAGAAUGGACAUACCCACCAGCACCGGCUCAAAGAUGGCUACUCCAGUCUAGAGAGGCUCAACAGAAAGCCCAGGGUGGACAAAUACUCCCUGGAGAAACUAUUUCUAAGACGAGCAUCUCUAGAAACUAAGAGGACGACCUUGAGGAACGACGAGAGGUCACCCUCAGGAGUGACCAGAGACUGCAGCGGGGGCAGCAGCAGCAGCAGUGAGGAGGAGGAGGAGGAGGAGGAUGAAGAGGGUCUUUUGGAUAACUCGGAGUUUAUCAGGAACCGUAAAGAGCGUUCCACUCUCCUAGUGAGGCGCUUCUGCAAGAAUAAUAUAAAGGUGACCAAGUCAGUGUGUACUGGAACCAGAGCCAUCGUCAGGACGCUUCCAUCAGGACGCAUCUCAGAGGAGGUCUGGGACGUGGUUUUUACUCACCGGAUAUGGAAACCCAGCAAGAAGGAUUUGUGGCCAAUCUUAACUCGUGGUAUGGAAGAAGAGUUCAGAGUCUGCAGGGAGAUACUACGUUUUGUUGGAGUUAAGCUACAACAGGUUAACAACUAUGUGCAGGACAGAGAGGAGCUCAACCUGAUUCAUCCCGCCAAAAAGCUCCUGCUGUCUCUUCCUGGAUGUGUGUGUCUCAGGGAGUCUCGCUGGCUAUCCAACGCUGUCAGCAGCAGCAGCCCAGCCGGACCGGACCCUCACCCCCGCCUCCAUCACUGCUUCUGUCAGCCUUUCUAUCCACAUAGGUUUUAUCGUGCCUGUGUGCAGAGGACGUCGGCGUGCUCCCUGCUGACCGGAGCCCUGCUGGAGGCCACAGCUGCUCUCGGGUCCCGCUCCUCCCUGCCCUGCCCUUUACCCCAGAUCCCCAACUGCCACGCCGUGCUGAAAGAGCGUCAGCUGGCCAACAGUAUGACCAGCAGCGGCUCUCUGCCUCCCAGUGUCAGUGGGAUCAGUAAGGAGCUGGCAGACGUGCGUCACCUUGUUCAGUUCCCCGAGGAGAUCGCCUGCAUCCUCACCGAGCAAGAGCAGCAGCUUUACCAGCGGGUCUUUCCUCUGGACUACCUCUGUUUUCUUACUCGAGACCUGGGCAGUCCCGAGUGUCAAAGCAAGCGCCACCCUAACCUCAAGGCCUCGCUGUCUGUGCCCGCCAUGCCUACCCAGAGUGCUCAGCGAAGCAACGCUGUGGAGGACCUGGUGGCACGAUUCAAUGAGGUGAGUUCAUGGGUGACGUGGCUGAUCCUGACUGCUGGGUCUAUGGAGGAGAAGAGAGAAGUGUUCUCCUACCUGGUCCAUGUCGCUAAAUGCUGCUGGAACAUGGGAAACUACAACGGUGUCAUGGAGUUUCUGGCUGGACUCAGGUCCCGCAAAGUGCUGAAGAUGUGGCAGUUUAUGGAUCAGUCAGACAUCGAGACCAUGAGGAGCCUGAAGGACGCCAUGGCUCAGCACGAGUCUUCUGCUGAGUACAAAAAGGUUGUGACCAGAGCCCUCAAUAUCCCAGGAUGCAAGGUGGUGCCAUUCUGUGGGGUUUUUCUGAAGGAGCUGAGUGACGCGUUGGAUGGGACAGCAAGCAUCAUCAGCCUGAAACCACCUGUGGAUAAUACAGAGGACUCGAUAGAGUUUGUGUCUGACUUCAGCGGCCAGCACAACUUCAUGUCGCGGUCAGGUCCUGAUGGACUACACAUCCCAGAGAAAGAAGCCACUGUCAGCAACAUCCUCCAGAUUAUCAGAUCCUGUAAUCGUAGUUUGGAGGCAGAGGAUCCUGAUGAUGCUUCCACCAGUCCUUCGUCUACUGGCCAAUCCCCUACGUCCAGAAACAACUCCUUCAGGGACCGCUGCCGCAAUCAAUUCAUGGUGGGGGAUUUGUCCGAUUCGGAGGGGGACUUGUCGUCUGAGCCGGGGGUGAAGGAAGUGGAGUUUCAGGGGACUGAGGAGACGCACAGAGCCUUCAGCCAUGGCACUGAGCUCAUUCCCUGGUACGUGUUGUCGCUGCAGCCAGACGUCCACCAGUUUCUGCUGCAGGGGGCCACGGUCAUCCACUACGACCAGGAGAGCCACCUCACUGCUCGCUGCCUGCUGCGGCUACAGCCCGACAACACAACACUCACCUGGGGUAAUCCUCAGAGCGGAGGGGCUUCCCCUGCAGAGCAGCCACUGGGAUUAGGACAGUCUGUAGUGGCAGGACUAGCAGAGGGCCUCUUGGACCUGGCAGUUGUGAAGGCCGUGUUCAUGGGUCAUCAGGGAGUGGACGUCCAUGCAGUAUGUUUGCAAAACAAGCUAAGCCAGAUGACGGUGGAGGAAAAUGGUCUCAGCCUCCUUUACGGUCUCAGUACCACCGACAACAGGCUCCUGCACUUUGUGGCCCCCAACCACACUGCAAGGAUGCUCCACAAGGGCCUGACAGAGUUGGUGAAUGCAACCAGAAGAUUAAAGAAGUUUCCUGACCAGAGGUUGCAGUGGCUGAGGAAGCAGUAUGUCAGCAUGUAUCAGGAGGACGGCAGGUACGAAGGCCCUACCCUGGCUCAUGCCAUUGAGCUGUUUGGAGGGCGGAGGUGGAACAUGGGUACAGGCGGAGUGGAAAAACCCAGCGUCCAGAAAAACAGCCCUAAUGAUAAAGCCAAGAAGAAGAAGAAGGUCCUUGUCAGGGGAGACAGUGGGGAUGCCACGGAUGACGAGAUGGUUUCCAGGAAGACACGGAGCUGUAAAGAGGGACUGUAUCGGAACGGGCCGGAGUCUGACAGCAUCGACCAAGAAGAUCCAGAGGACAGCUUCCCUGGACCAUUCUCCCUCUCAUCCAGUAAAAGCCCUGGAUUGCUUGGAUCUUCUUCUUCCUCUUCCUCGUCUUCCUCCAGUAUGGCGGGGUCCAACCAUUCCCGCCCACAGUCCUCUCCUGUCCUCUCUGGAACUGUCAAGCAACAGCCAGGGGCGUGGAGCAGCAGGUCAUGGCACGGUCGUGGUAAAGGCUGUUUUAAAGGCUUCCAGAAUCUCAUGAUUUCUGACAGCACCAUGAGCUUCAUCGAGUUUGUCGAGCUCUUCAAGUCUUUCAGUAUCCGAAGCAGGAAGGACUUGAAGGAGCUGUUUGACACCUUCGCUGUCCCCUGCAGUCGAUCAACUCCAGAGUCUGCGCCUCUCUACACCAACCUCAGCAUCGACGAUAAAGACACGGGGCUACAGCCAGACCUCGACUUAUUAACCCGCAAUGGCUCUGACCUUGGCCUGUUUAUCCGGACGAGGCAGCAGAUGUCUGACAACCAGAGGCAGAUCUCAGACGCCAUCGCAGCCGCCAGCAUCGUGACCAACGGGACGGGAGUGGAAAAUGCUUCACUGGGCGUCUUGGGAUUGGCUAUCCCUCAGCUCAACGACUUCCUAGUGAACUGUCAGAGGGAGCACUUGAGCUACGACGAGAUUCUCAGCAUUAUACAGAGAUUUGAGCCCUCAUUGAGCAUGAGACAAAUGGGUUGGAUGUCGUUUGAAGGCUUUGCAAGGUUCCUGAUGGAUAAGGAGAACUGUGCUUCUCGUAUUGAGGAAUCCCAGGUGAACCCAGAGGAGCUGCAGUACCCUUUGUCCUACUACUACAUCGAGUCUUCUCAUAACACCUAUCUGACCGGACACCAGCUCAAAGGAGAGUCCUCUGUUGAGCUUUACAGUCAGGUGCUGCUGCAAGGCUGUAGGAGCGUCGAGUUGGACUGCUGGGAUGGAGAUGAUGGCAUGCCAGUUAUUUAUCAUGGACACACACUCACCACUAAAAUACCCUUCAAGGAUGUGGUGGAAGCAGUAAACCGGUCUGCAUUUGUCAAUUCGGACAUGCCCGUCAUCCUGUCCAUAGAGAACCACUGCUCCCUUCCACAGCAACGCAAGAUGGCUGAAAUCUUCAAGACGGUGAUUGGGGAACGCCUUGUGACUCGCUUCCUCUUUGAGAGUGAUUUCAACGAUGACCCUCACCUGCCGUCUCCUCUGCAGCUGCGGGGGAGAAUCCUCCUGAAGAACAAGAAGCUCAAAGCACACCAGGCGCCGGUGGACAUACUCAAACAGAAGGCUCACCAGCUGGCCCACAUGCAGGCACAGGCUAGCAACGGGUCACCAGGGGUUACUUCACCUAACAACCACACCAAUGAGGAAGAGGAAGAGGAAGAAGACGAGUACGACUACGACUAUGAGUCUCUAUCAGAUGCUGAUGUCCUCACAGCCUCUACUGCCUCGUAUAGUCUGGAAGACAACAUCCUGGAUGACAAACCAGAGGGGAAGAGCCCAGCAGACAAAGAGGAGCAACCUGUUGAUGAAAUACCGAAGAGGACGAAGAAGUCUGAGAGCACCACGCAGAGCAAAGGAAAGGUGUUUGACAUGGAGCUUGGCGAGGAGUUUUACCUUCCUCAGAACAAGAAGGAGAGUCGACAGAUUGCCCAGGAGCUGUCCGACCUCAUCAUCUACUGCCAGGCUGUGAAAUUCCCUGGCCUGUCCACGCUGUCUCCUGCCGGCUCUGGCAGAGGGAAGGACCGGGGGAAGAGCAGGAAGUCCAUAUUUGGCACAGCCCCUACUCCUGCGCUGACUCAGAGCCGCACCCCUGGUAAAGGUGGCAGCGAGCGGCUGAGCUGGGAGGAGCAGCAGCAGACGUCUCCCACCCUGAACCCCCCCACCUCCCUCAGUGCCAUCAUCCGCACGCCCAAGUGUUACCACAUCUCCUCCGUCAAUGAGAACGCAGCCAAGCGCCUGUGCCGCCGCUACUCUCAGAAGCUGAUCCAGCACACGGGCUGCCAGCUGCUCAGAACUUACCCAGCAGCCACUAGGAUCGAUUCGACAAACCCCAACCCUCUGCUCUUCUGGCUGCACGGCAUCCAGCUGGUGGCACUCAACUAUCAGACUGAUGACUUGCCCAUGCAUUUGAACACAGCUCUGUUUGAGGCUAACGGCGGCUGUGGCUACGUCCUGAAGCCGGCGGUGCUGUGGGACCGCAGCUGUCCGCUCUAUCAGCAGUUCUGUCCGAUGGAGAGGGAUGUGGAGAAGAUGAGCCCCGCCGUCUACUCCCUCACUAUUGUCUCCGGUCAGAACGUGUGUCCCGUUAAUAACGCUGGCAGCCCCUGCAUCGAGGUGGAUGUUCUGGGCAUGUCCAUCGACAGCUGCCACUUCCGCACCAAGCCCAUCCACCGCAACACCCUGAACCCCAUGUGGAGCGAGCACUUCCAGUUCACCGUGCACUGCGAAGAGAUGUGCUUCCUGCGCUUCGCCGUAGUGGAGAACAACAGCUCCCAGACCACCGCUCAGAGGACGCUGCCUCUGAAGGCCCUCAAGCCAGGUUACAGACACGUCCAGCUGAGGACGCAGCAUAAUGAACCCCUGGAAGUGUCAAGCUUGUUUAUCUACAGCCGCAGAAUAGAGGAGGGUCCCACAGGGGGCGCUACUCCCUCAUCACUGCUGUUCAGUUCAGAGGAGAAACAUGCGUCGCAGCAGCACAGGGUGACGGUGUACGCGGCUCCUGGCCCUGAACUCUUCACCGUGUUCUCUGUGACAGAGCAGACCACCGCCAAACAGCUGCUUGACACGGUUGUAGCAUCUUCUGGAAACCCCUCGGAGUACUUCCUGUGCGAGGAGAAGGUUCCUCUGUUGAAGGAGCGCAGCGAGGUGAAGCGCUGUGCUCAGCACCGUGCUCUGGCCCCGGAGGAGGAGGUGGUCCGACUGGUCUCCAGCUGGAACUCUGAGGAGGGAUAUGUGGGGAGGAUCUGCCUCAAAACAAGAGAGGAGAACUUGAAUGAGAAGAACUCGGUGCUGGAGGGAGAGGAGGAGGUGACAGUGGGAGGUAGAGAUGGGUCAGGAGUAGGAGUAGGAGCAUUGGAGGAAGAUAUGUUCUUCGUCCAGGUCCAUGAAGUUUCACCAGAACAGCCGCACACUGUGAUCAAAGCUCCACGCUACAGCACUGCUCAGGACAUCAUACAGCAGACUCUGUCAAAAGCCAAGUACUCCUACACUAUCCUAGCUAAUCCCAACCCCUGUGACUACGUCCUGAUGGAGGAAGUGACCAAGGACGCCGGCUCUAAGAAGUCCUCCACGUCCAAGCCCCUGCAGCGGGUGCUCCUGGAUCACGAGUGUGUCUACCAGGCUCAGAGCCGCUGGAGGGGCGCGGGAAAGUUCAUUCUGAAAUUCAAAGAGCAGGUGGUGCGGGAAGACAAAAAGAAAGUCAUUUCCUUCGCCAGCGAGCUGAAGAAGCUGACCAGCCGCAGCCGCAGCAUGACGACAGGCGGGGGGGUGGACGGCCCGGCGCAGAGUAAGGAUGAUAGAGCGGCAUGCUGUGUGGCUCUGACCGAGCUGCAGGAGUGAGGCUCUGCUGCGGUCUGUGCAUGAGGGUGUCUGUCUGCAGCUGCAGGGCUGAAGGUGUGGGUGGCAGAGGGCCGGGUGGGGGCAGGAAGGUUCCUCCAGACCUCUUCCUCCUCCUCCUCCUCAUCAUCAUCCUCCUUUAGGGAGCAGGUCCACCUGCCCACCUCCUCCCUGACCCCCUCCACCUGGAAGCUCCACCUGCUCAGGAACUGGAAGAGCCUGAAAUGAAGAGAGAGACUAAGGUUGACUAAUUCUACAUUUGGAGGAUACUCCUUUAAAAAAAAAAAGCCGUCCGACACACUGUGGGAUACGUCCCUCUCGUUGGAGUCUACGUGUGAUGCUUCCUCUUGUUAGUUGAGCAUGUUAAGGACGUGAUUCAGACUCUCAGCCCCUUUGCUUGGUCUCAUGAUGGGCAGGAGUUUAACCCAGCGUCACUUUGAAGCAGUGAGGGGGGGAGGGGGGGGCAGGAAGCUCUUUUGGUUUAUUGGUUGUAGAGCGGCUCCACAGAGAGGCGGAGAACCAGAGGCAGCUGCUCUUAUUGAAGUCAUAUAGUGUGUGAUCAGGGUCUCAAAGUAUUCCUUUUCCCACAGAUGAAAAGGAGCACUUCCCUGAGUCACAUUUGAAGGAUAAAGAGGAACGGGUGCCAGUUUUUUUAUCUCCCAGGAAACGACACUAUAAUAGAUGAAGGUGGCCUGCAAAUAUCCUCUGGAUUGAAUGAGUUUAGAGAGACAAAUUGUAUCCAAGAGAUAGUGUCCUAGCACAGUUUGCUAUUGGAUGACUUUAUUUGGUUCCAAGAAGGUUUAUUAUUGGUUUGCUCGUAACGCACAAAUGAAGCUCAGAGCAGACAGAGGCAGACCUGCAUGUACAGAAAGAGAGAUGUGGGAGGGCUGAAGAGGUUUAAAAGUAUCCUUCUCUCUUUCUCAGGUAUGAGCUCUUUUGUCUGAGGGCGUUGUGAAGGAGGCUGAACAGCUGGCUUGUUUGGUUAUUUCUUACUGUUCCAGUUUCACAGUACUGUAAGGGCACAUGUCGGGCAGCGCUCACAGGAUACAGCAGUGACAUGCUCAGAUAUUCUGUAAAGAAGCAGCAGUGCUUUGGGGCGAUUUCUUGGACACUUCUGUCGCUGCCCGGAAGGUGACGAUACGUGGACAGCAUUUCAAGGCAGUAUGCAACAUUAAUGUGUGCAGGGCAAAUGUGAAACCAUCCCUUAUCACUUUGUUUGUGAUGACGUUGCCCCUCUGCUGUGCCUUAAGAUGUUGCAACACUGCCCUACAGUAAUUAAAUUCAUUGUGUAGUUGUAUAUCUGGCUGGUUUCACAAAGCAUUUUAAUUCUGUUAUCAUUGUCCACUAUUAAUUAUGGCGUCUUUGACAAUAGAACACAUCCAAGUUAAUUAAGUAAUGCUACUGUUAACAAAAAAAACAUUGUUGUCUUAACAAGUGGCCAUGCAAUACUUUUUCCAAAAAAUCAAAUACUCUCUAGAAAUGGCAAAAUGAUCUGAUUACCUUUUCUAAAUAGGAUUACAAAUCUGACCAGACAUUAGUUCCAGGUGUCUGUCUUCGUUAACACGGUUCACUGGUUUCAUGAGUUAAGAAACUUCAAACUAAUACAUCACACUUCCUUUAUUUGUUGGGAAUAAUGAUAAUAGCUUUGAGAUCGUUUCACAGCCAGAUCUUCUUAAAACAAUAUUUUGCACAUUUUUCCUUUUGCUGUCAAUUUCCGUGUUUUUCUUUGACUGUCUGAAAAAGAGAGAUUUGAUUGUUGUGAGGUGGUCUAAAAAGUUCGGCCCAGUUAGAAAUUUAGAUUUGAGGAAAGCAUGAGAUAAUUGUUUGGAUUGUUUGUAUAACCCUUUGUUGAACUCAAAUGUUUAUGCCCAACUGUAAAAUUCUCCAAACAAAAAUAUUCUAAAAAAACAGAUGAAAUUGCCUUUAGAUUUAUUUGAAAUGCAGUAUCUUUAUAGAUGAGUAGUAUUGAUAGAUUGUCCAUAAUGAUUUUAGACUUUUCUUUAUUUCUCUAUUGCUACUGCUCAUUUCAGAAUGUUUACUUAAACUUGAUUGACUUGGGGCCACUUUCCCCUUUUUUAUGUUUUGAUAUUUAACAUUUCCAUAUGUUUAAGUGUGAAUUACCUUUUAUUUAAAAAAAAAAAAGUAUUGUUUUAAUUGGCAUUCAGAUAUUAAUACAUAAGUAUUCCUUCUAGUGUUGUCAUGUAGAUCCUUGAGGAGCCCAACAAUAUGUCGACGCACUGUUUAGUAAGCGAAGAUAAGAAAACAGACCCAAAAAUCCUUAUCCAACAUUAUUUGGACACAUUUCCUUCAUUAGAUCUGUAGAAAAUCAGUUGUGUGUGGUGUAUAACUAAACAUGAUUUGGGGUUAAGAAUUAGUUUUACUCUUUUUAACACACAAUCCAACACUUCUUCUGACAUGAAAGACACCAAGUAUAAUUCUAUAGACAUUUUUUUUUAUCAACCAUGCUCCACAAAAAUAAUGUGUGUCCUUUGACUUUGUUCACUGCCAAGUAAUGAUGUUUGAAUGUUAGUGCAAUAAGUUCUACCCCUGGUUCGUAACUCCUUUUCUUGAUUUGUUUAUCCACACACAAAGCUUAUCUGUUAUCAGCGGUAAAGUAACCGUGAUCUAAAUCUAGAUUUAAAUUGUGAUCCAAGAAACCACGACUCUAAACGUGUGAUAACUAGCAACUGCUUAUAUAACUAUGUGAAAGCCACACUGACUUUAAACAGAAAGGGACAUUUUCUGUUACAUUUCCUCCCUUCUUUCUAACAUGUAGACCUCAUUUCUGAAUGUAACAUUUCUUAAUGUGUUGAACCUGAGACAAAUGUGUGUUUGGAUGUUAUUUAUUUUAAUGUGAAGCCCUGGUUGGCGGUUAUCUGUUGUUUCUGUGUAUUUUCUUGUAAGUAGUUUUGUGUUUUUUUAUUUAUUUGAAUAUGUGAGAGGAUUAAUUCUCCACUGCCCUGACUUUACUCAAACUUAUUUAGAGACUAGAGAAGUAUUUGACUUUAUGUGUAAAAUAUUCAGUAUAGUAUUCAUACGCCUGAUGUUAUUCUGCAGCACACAGCAGCAUCUUUUAUUGACUUUUAUUUCAUGAGUUUUCAGAAAUGUGGAUAAAGCUGACAGUUUGUCCUGUUAUUAUUUGGAUAAUAAAUACCCAUUUUGCUGUAUUCGUUAUAUCCGCUGAUUAUGACAUGUGUGUUUCAUUAUUAGCACUCUGUUGUUUCCAUAAGAUGUACAGUAUACCCUUUAACAUUCACUAUUCAUGUUAUGAUGUGUACAAGUGAACAUUUGUCUAUGUACUUGCAUUUUUAAAUGUAUGAGAAAUGGUGUAAUUGUCAUUUAGCAGGAUCACAAUACAAAUAAAAAUACAUAUCUUACUU